AUGACCUCGAAUAGCGACGGUUCGGAUACCUGUUUAGUUGAAGAGCCAACUCCAGGCAGUGUUGAAGCUAAUCAUCCAAGCAAAUCAGUACAUCAGCUUUCAACGUCGUUGCCACAACAACAACAACAUCAUCAUGGCGAUGAAGAUGAAAACGAUGUCGAGGAUGACGACGAUGACGACAAGUUCAGCACGGGAACCUCGACUCCCACCCCGAGCAUAACCAGAUUUCAGGUGAAUAGCGGCACGCGCACGUCUACGAGGCAGAAGUUGCCGAUUAAGUACAUCGAAAACAAGACCCGAAGACACGUUACCUUCUCGAAGAGGCGGCACGGGAUCAUGAAAAAAGCUUAUGAGCUUUCCGUUUUAACGGGCGCCAACAUCUUAUUGCUGAUUCUUGGGAACUCUGGUCUGGUUUAUACUUUCACCACUCCAAAGCUCGAACCAGUGAUACGGGAAGACGAGGGCAAGAACCUCAUCAGAGCGUGUAUCAACGCCACAGACGCUCCUGGCGCUCCCGAUAUUUCACCGGCACAAGAACAAUCUCCGACCAAGUGA
Molecule: messenger RNA, 555 nt
Organism: Saccharomyces mikatae IFO 1815
Lineage: Eukaryota; Fungi; Ascomycota; Saccharomycetes; Saccharomycetales; Saccharomycetaceae
Gene: ARG80
Product: Arg80p
Exons: 1
Coding region: 1-555 (184 amino acids)
Biological process (GO): positive regulation of transcription by RNA polymerase II
Molecular function (GO): DNA-binding transcription factor activity, RNA polymerase II-specific; protein dimerization activity; RNA polymerase II cis-regulatory region sequence-specific DNA binding
Source: RefSeq, a predicted model, not a curated record